Molecule: messenger RNA, 595 nt
Organism: Musca domestica (house fly)
Lineage: Eukaryota; Metazoa; Arthropoda; Insecta; Diptera; Muscidae
Product: histidine-rich glycoprotein
Exons: 3
Coding region: 106-540 (144 amino acids)
Source: RefSeq, a predicted model, not a curated record
UAUAUACUUCCGGUCUUUUUAUUUAUAACGGAAUAGUUAAAAAAAAUCACAAAUUUAAAUUAAGUUUUAUAACUUCCCGUUCUAAUCCUCUUUCAAUCAAGCGCCAUGAACAGUCGACAGUUGUGUUUGCAUCUAUUCUUAAUUUUUGGAUUGGCCUUGGUACUGUACACGGAUAGUGCAGCGGCGGGAUCCCAUGCAAAAAAGAAGAAAAUCACCAUCCAUGUGCCCGUCCAUAAGAAGAUCGAAAAACACACGCACACCAUUGUGAAACACAUCCACCAUCAUCACAAACCGAUUGUCCUGAAAGAGGAAAAGAAAAUCAUUGAAGAGCAUCAUCCGAUCAUCAAAAAGGAGCAUGUCUCCCAUGAACAUCAUCACCACCAUGAGGCGAAACACGAUCAUCAGCAUGAUCACAAGCAUGCCGAGUUUGCCGCCAACGAGUACGACGACGAAGAGGAGCAUGUCCACCAUCAUCACAGCUAUGAACAUAAAUCGACGCACAACGAAGAAGUCGAUGAUGAUUUCAUGGAGAGGCAUUAACCCCGGGCGUAUUGUAUAGUAUAUUUAUGUGUGUAUGUAUUUAGAAAAUUGCAAU